CCAGUAAGCACAUCUGUACUGCAGCAGGAGGUCUUGUUGCUUUUGGCAUUCCUGAGAUACCUUGAAUCAAAUUAGCACAGAUCUCCCUUAGCCACCUCACUUCAACUCAGCUGAGCACAACCAGGAGAGCAAGUAUACACACACAGGGACUCUAUGAUUAAGCACCGGGCUCAGAAAGCUCGCCCUGGGCAGCACAGGCACUGUGAGAGAUGUUUCAGCCGGCACUGCCGCGCGCCAGUUGAGCCCUCCGUCUCCUGCAUGAUGAUCAGCUGCCGCUUACACUGCGGGGCCACCUUCCACAUGUGCAAAGAAGAGGAGCACCAAUUGCUCUGUCCCUUAGAGCAGGUCUCCUGCCUCAACUCAGCCUAUGGCUGCCCUUUUUCCAUGGCUCGCUUUAAGCUGGCGAAACACCUCCAGGUUUGUCCAGCCAGUGUUGUCUGCUGCUCGAUGGAGUGGAACCGCUGGCCAAAUGUGGAUUCAGACACAACCCUCCACAAGAACAUCAUGAAGGAGACCUUGAACGAAGAGUGUCUGGACACAGCUUUGGCGCUCAGAGACCAGAAGAUACUUUUCAGGACUUUGAAAAUAGCUGACUUGUUUCCAGAGUGGAGGAAAAAGGUUGAAGUGGUAGAGCUAAUGGACAAAGCCAUGGAUGGUGAAGAAGGUGCUGUGGGAGGAGUAGUCUGUGGUUCACAAGAAGGUGACAACCAGUUGUCCGAGCUCAGCCAACGUGAUCGUGAAGAUUUGGCAAAGGACAAAGAGGGAAUGGAUCUGGGGAGUUACAAAACCUGGGAGAACAUUUUCAGCAAAGAGCUUCUGGCUUGCAAGGUAACAGGCUCAGCAGCCCGCACGGGACAAAAGACAGAGGAGGCUUCCAAGAAAACAGCAUCAGCCCCUCAUGCUGCCAGUUCUGCAGAGAAGGCAAAGGAAGUACCUGGUGGUGCAGAAGAGGCAAAGGACCAAAAUCCUGAACAAGUAACACCAAACACAGAAAUGACAGGACUGGCUCCCUGGCAAGAAGGGGUCCUGGAGAGGCUGAAGAAGGAAGUUGGUGUAGGUGAUUACAACAUGUAUCUGGUACAUCAUGGGGGAAUGCUCAUCCGCUUUGGCCAGCUAGCUGCUUGCACUCCCAAAGAAAAAGACUUUGUCUAUGGGAACUUGGAAGCACAGGAGGUGAAGACUGUCUACACCUUCAAAGUGCCAGUCAGUUACUGUGGCAAAAGAGCACGACUAGGAGAUGCACUGGGCCACAAGAUGCCAACUUCAGACAAGUCAGUGGAUACCUCAGAACUGGGAAUAAACCUAGAAGAACUACCUAAGGCAAAUAUAGUAGAAGCCACACUUCUGUGUGCGCUGGAAAAAGAGCUGAAAGGCCAUGAGAUCUCUGAAGCAAGGGGUAUCGAUGGACUUUUUGUGGAUUUUGCAACACAGACAUACAGCUUUCCUCUGGAGCCCUUCUCCUCCAAUGCCGUUCUAGCAGAUAUUCUGGAUGAGGAAAGCCCACCAGAACUCCACGUGGAGCUCUACACUGAAUGUGUGACGAGAAGACACAACAAAAGCAGUUCAGCUUUCACAUUCACUUGCAGUCAUUUCUUCAGGAGGGACGAGUUCCCAUCCCACUUCAAGAAUGUGCACGCUGAUAUCCAGUCAUGUCUGGAUGGAUGGUUCCAGCAUCGAUGCCCACUGGCCUACUUGGGAUGUACUUUUGUUCAAAAUCACUUCCGCCCUGAUGGACUUAAGGCCAAGGUUAUAUACAGCAGGCCUCUCAAGACAUUUGCUAUUAAGCCAGAGGUGGACACCCUCCUUGCUGAAUCAGGGAAGUGCAAUUCCACAGUGGCUAACCAAAGGAGAAAUAAGGACUUGCUGAGCAGCCUCCCAGUGGAAGUGCUCAAGUAUAUUGCGGGGUUCCUGGACAGCUUCAGUUUAUCUCAGUUAUCACAAGUGUCAGUGCUGAUGAGGGACAUCUGUGCCACUCUUCUUCAAGAGAGGGGAAUGGUCCUGCUGAUCUGGGAGAAAAAAAGAUAUUCCCAUGGUGGUACUUCAUGGAAAGCUCGCAAAAAGAUUUGGCAGUUCAGCAGCCUGUUCUCCAGAGUGAACAAAUGGCAGCGCAAUGACAUCACAUGCAUGUCGGAGCACCUGAAGAACUGUCCCUUCUACCAAGUGGAGCACAAGACAGACCCCGUGCUGCUGACAGGCAUGUGUGAAUCUCGAGAGCAGACUCGAAAGACUUUGGUUUCUACUUUCAAGCGCAGAGUCUGAACAACCUGUUUCCUCUUCACCACGCUCCUUUCAGAGCCCUUGAAAAGAAAUUUGGGAAUUUGGGUGUAAAGAUUGUUGCUUCCAACGCUCCUUUGGAUGUACAAAACUGACUUUUCCCCAGCUGUGUUUGAAACAUCCUGCAUCUUUUUUUUUCCCCUGAAUUCAUUUAAUUGUUCAGACUUCAUCCACUGCUCACUGGUAUCAUGUGCUUUCUGCUUAUGUUUCUGUUCCUUGCUUAAUAUGGCAUCCCCAAAGAAAGCAGUAAGGAUCUUGUUUGAAAACAGCACCUUUGCAACCUUGAAGGUAGGCUGCUGGUCCUGUACCAUGUCCUUGAGGGAAGCAAGAGCAGUUAAUAAACCUAGCUUGACUAGGUCUGAAGCACCUUCGGUUUGGCUGGAAAGCCAAGUUCUGGGAGCACAGGUAUAUAUGCCCUCCUGCCUGGCAGAUCUAGGGACUGCUAAUCUGUUCUGAGACAUGGUCAAAAGAAAAGGACCCCCCCAAAAUUAAACGAAUUCAUGAGAACUCCAGUGAGAAUUCAGGAAUUCACUGCACAGCCACAGACCAUCAUUUAGGCCCCCAAUUCAGGCAAGCAUGCCUAGCUGAGCGCAAGCUUAAAGCUGAGCUCAUGAGAGCAUUCAAACCAAACCAAAGCAAACAAACUUGCUCUUUGUUAGAAAUAACCAAGUAGCAAACAGUUUUUGGGGCUCAACUGGCUUUUUUUAUUUUUCAGUUAAUAACUUUCUCUGGUUUAUUUAAAAAUCCAUUGAAGCCAUCAAAGAAUAUUUGAAGUUGUUUUUAGAAUGCCACACCUACUCAGUUUUGCAAUUGUAAAUUGCAAAUUGUAAUUGUAAGCAACUGGAAACAGUAUGUCAAAGAAAUUUUCUGUAAAAGAUAUUGCAUUCAGCCAGCAAUCCAUUCAGUAAUGGUAUGGGUAAUGUUUGCUUCAGUUAAAUGGGCUGGAGUAUAAGAUUUUUUUUUCUUUUUUUACAGAGCAGAAGGGUGGUUAGGAUUUGGUUUAUUUUGUAAUAAAUACACUAAUUUAAGAACAGAAUGAGCUUGUUGAGGCAACAGAUGAGAGCAAGUGGGCAUGUUACCAACAGCAUGUGUCUUAUUACACUAUUUAAACCCAUUUCAGAGGCACUAGUUAGAAAUGUUGGUUAUUAGUUGUGGUGGUGGGUGGGAUCCCUCUGAAAUGGCUGUUAAACCGAUUCAACAGUUUACAGCCGCUGCAGAGACACAGCAGCACCGACUCACACCCCUUUCUUUUUUAAGUUCAUAGUCAGAAGUGCUAUCUCAGGACACAAGGUCUGGCUUUCAUCUCACCAUCUCAAGCAGGAGGAACUCGCCAGGAGCCGGGACAUCUGCUGGCCUGGACCACUGAUCUCCUAGCCUGGGCUGGCCAGGUGAAAACUGGCCCGGGUGGAUGGACAGACACGGUACUCGCCAUCCCCAGUCUUGGUGCAGAUCUGGGGUGAGGUGGCUAGGCAAGAAGGAGCCCUCUCUCAACCAUAAAGGUUGCUGAUGAACCUGAGCUGAGAGCUUGGUAAUGGAAGGCAUGACUUGUGUGGUGACCAAAACCAUGCUGAGUGCAGCUCGUCCUUGACUACACUUCCAGCUUAAGUGGUCCCUGUGAGAUUUAUAACCAUGUGAGGAUGUUUUUCUUCUCCAGACACACACCCCUCAGGAGCAUAUCAUCUGAGUUGUGGAGACAGUGGAUUGGUCCCAGGAGCAGGAGUAGCAGCAAUCACUUUUUUUUUCUUUAAUGCUAUUCUGGUUUCUGCCUUUAGAGAUUUUUUCUGGGAAGUCUCAUAAUGCUUUACCCAUAAGAAUAAACUUGUCUGUGCAGGUAUCCUGCUGAAAACACAACAGGUACAUCCCAGUUUUAUGCAGAGGAAACUGAAGUGAAUGAACACAGGGAACCUAAGCUGGGCCAGGAGCAGUUAAAGCUGGGUGCUCUGAUCCUUCAGCCACUGUGCAAAACCAAACUGGCCAUCCCUUAAAGUUGCUUACGAAAACUCACCCGUCCUCAAAACACCCUGUAGAAGUCACCCAAUAUUAUCACUCUGUUUUACACAAGUUGACAGAAGUGAGAACAUACAGCCAGACUUCCUAGACUGGUCUCUACAUCAAGGCCUCAUCCUCUGCAUAUCAUGUACCUGAUUUUGAAAGAUGCUGAGCACCCAACUAUAGCUGCAGAAGACACUGGCUGCAAAUACAUGUCCAAAAUUCAGGUGCCAGUAUCUAUGCUGGAUACUUAAAAAUGGAGCCACACAAAAUUAUAGAUAACCUGGGGAGGGGGAAAAAAAAGUUGCUUAAACAAUAGGGUCUCAGAGUAAGUCAGUGUUCAAGGCUGGUGUAAGAGACCAUGAAAAAUUUCAACCUGUGAACCAUCUCUCACCUGAUCAGCCACUUACCUGCUGUAAACUGGUGUAGCUGCUCUGAAAUCAUGGCUUGUGCUAGGUAUGAGUUGGGCUCACUUUACCUUUAGUGGCAGUGUCACUGGCACUGCUGCGAUUCCACUUCUAGCCUCUUUCUGCUGAUGCCAGAGAAUUUAGCUCUGGUAUCUCCCUGCUCCUGGAGAUUGUGUGACUUCGGUUACAGCCUUAUUACCACUGAUCCUGCUUCUUCCCCUUCCCUUCGCCCAGGAGGCGUCAGACUACAGGGAGGAUGCAACCUUUGCAAAUGCGGGAAUUAGGGUGUGGGUCAGUGAUAGCAACGUCACAACCUCUACCUCUUGGGAUCAGCCAGGGUGCACAUACAACGUCUAGGAGACUGGAUCAUUUUCCUUCUGGUAUUGCUAUAGGGUAUGCUGGAGAGACACACGCUGUUAAUUCACAGAGGGAGAAAGAGAGAAACUCGCCCCUGUCAAUAUGUAUGUACCCUUCUGUAAACAGCAAAUUUGCUUAAGUAACCUUCAGCAUACACAGCAGAAGCUGAAAAUCCAGUCGUCUUCAGGUCAGUCUAGUUAAACCACCUGCAAGAGGGAAAGCUGUAGAGGGAAGUGGAUAUCACCCUUAUACCAGUGUGUAGCCAUCUGGCAAAUGCCAGCUGGUAGCCACUUCUUACUUUAACUCACAUUUAACACUAGCAGAGAGCUGUGGUCUGGUGUCAGAUGCAGUUUAAUUAAUUGGAGGAUGUAUGCCAAGCUAGAUCCAUGUUGAUGGUCCUGCUCGUUAACAGAGUCAGCAGAAGCUUUGGAGAACUGCAAGGAACCGAAUUUUCCUGCUCUGUUCAUCUUGGUGAGGUGGUAAAAGGUGAGCGGCUUUUAGGUAAAAGGUGAGCGGCUUCAAUUUGGGUUCAGCAAACCCUUAGGCUCCUAGUUUAAGCUUGUAACUUGACCAACAGAAAGUUAAAACUCUUACUAAAUUUCAUCUUGAGGGAUUUGAUUAGAAAAAACUGGGAAUUUGGUGUUUUUCAAAACAGGUCUUUUGCUGUGGCAGUAUCUGAACUGGAAAAGGGGACCCAAGUCUGGCAACUGAGGUUGCUCUUGGUCCAGAUCACACACUCCAGACCUUCAUGAUUUUGACCCCGUUUGUGCGGCCCACAUGUCUUGUACAGGGCAAGAGCAAUACUCCACACAUGCCAGGCUGAUGUGUUUUGCAGUUUUUCCACUUGUUUGAAGAAUGGGAACAGAAAUGAUGGCAUUGUGGAAAUCAGAGAUGUCAGAGCAGGGCAAAAAGGCUUGGGAUGACAGAGCAGAAAGACAAGAAACGGGAAAGGUAAUAGGUUUGGAUAGAGGAGACCUGCCUGACUGUAGGUGUCAUGGGGAGAAGCAAAUGGAGAAUGGUAAAAAGGCACACCAGUGAAGGGAAGUGGGAUGUGGAAGAGGUGAUGCAGCUGCAAAUGUUUUAGGAGGAAACGGUUCAGGCACUAGGAGAAUAGGAGUGACAUUUAGGAGAACAGAGAUGUAAGGGGAGUGGAGCGUUUCUUUUAUUUGGUUUCUACUGACAAAGUAAGAUAUUUGAAUGAGCCUGGUGAACUCAGUUAAAACGCUGACUCUGUUUUGAAUUGUAAUUUAUACAGUGGACCUCACUCUCUGGCACAGCCUCUGUUCUGGGUUAGAGUAUUCAGCAGCGGAUCAUUAAAACAUGAGCUGAGAGGCCAUGGUAAAACCACAAAGAAUCACAGAUUUUGAUGCUCCUGUACUCUGAUCAUUUGCUGCCAACAACAGACUUUCUGGAUAAAUGCUUCUCCUUGAGGAAGGGGCUGGAAAUUCCCCAUCAGUGUCACAGAGUAACACAAGGCAGAUGAUAAUUCUUAAAGGGUGAAAGGGUAGGUUACCUGCUGACAUGUACCGCAAGUCCAGGUUGGAGGAAGAAAUUACUUGUCAGACCUCCAACUCCCAGAACUGAGUGAGCACAGAUAAGGUAAAGUUUAUCUGAACCGUGUUUGUUAUUUUGCAAAAGUCUGUAACUCCUUGUUGCUUUCUUAAGAAUAAAAAUUAUUAUGGUUUUAAAAAAU
Molecule: messenger RNA, 6720 nt
Organism: Athene cunicularia (burrowing owl)
Lineage: Eukaryota; Metazoa; Chordata; Aves; Strigiformes; Strigidae
Gene: FBXO40
Product: F-box protein 40
Exons: 4
Coding region: 154-2259 (701 amino acids)
Cellular component (GO): cytoplasm
Molecular function (GO): protein binding; zinc ion binding; ubiquitin protein ligase activity
Source: RefSeq, a predicted model, not a curated record